Caenorhabditis sp. 36 PRJEB53466 is the source of this 1468-nucleotide messenger RNA. The record is from the annotation of a GenBank genome assembly. Lineage: Eukaryota; Metazoa; Nematoda; Chromadorea; Rhabditida; Rhabditidae.
AUGGGCUCUUUGUGCUCACGAGAAGACGGCGGAGAAGAGGAUCCGGAUGCUCAGCGACAAGUCGUCAAGAGCAAAAAGGUACAGUUUUUGGCUAAAGAAAACCCCCAAUUUUUAACCAACUCUUUUCCAGCUAGGCGAAAUCAUCCACUUCUUCAUGUUGGGCAUCGAGGGAGCCGGCAAGACGACUAUCAUCAGACAGCUCAAGUGUCUUUGCAUGCAGAAACCACAAAGCUAUCAAGUGACUAACUAGCCCAUUUCACACCAGCAAAUUUGACCUUUUGGGGGAAUUGUAUGGGGGAAAAUGAGUCAUUUUUUGGAAAAUUUGAAGAGAAAAUAGCGAAAAAUGUGUGCCUAUUGGGAAUUUUCGAUCGAUCAGGUUUCAAGACCACAAAAAUAGAGCGAAACGGUUGCAGAUGUACGAUGAGAGCUGGAAUCUGAUCAAUCGCGAGAAAAUCUUCGACGAGCACGAGUUGAGCGGCCUCAAAAACGUGGUGCGCAUUAAUUUGCUCACCGCGGCGGCGGCGCUGAUCCGAAAGACGCGCGACAAGGACGAGGAGUCUUUGCGGAAUUCGGAGCCGGCUGCGGCGAUUCUCCGAAAAUGCACGCAGCUCUACGAGGGCGACGUCGACAUUUACGAUCAUUCGAAUCAGAUUGAGGACGAGUACGGCGCGUCGAUCAUCGAAAUUCUGACGGAUCCGAAAGUUUUCCGAUGGUUGGAACCGGGGACCGCAGUGUCCGGACUCAAGAUCGAGGACGGAACUCGGUACUUUUUGAAGGACGAAGGACGCAUCCGGAACAUUUUCUCCGAUUCGUAUCAGUUGACCAACGACGAUAUUGUGCACGUGCGCAAGCCGACAGUCUCGUUCAAAAGUUACAGAUUUCGGAUCAAGCAGCUGCGCGUCGAGAUUCACGAUAUGGGCGGACAGAAGAGCGAAUUGGUGAGUCGAAAAUCUCAGUUUUUUACUAGGAAAACAAAAUUCCAGGUGAAAAUCCCGCAAUUCAUGCGCCAAUUCCUAACGACCAGCGGCUACUGUUUCCUGCUCUACGUCUCCUCGCUGGCCGCAUUCCAGGAGCCCGACAAGGACGCCAAAGGCCGAACGGUUCUCGACAAGAGUGCCGCCAUUUUCCGGGUAUGCACAAUGUAAAAUUCUUCUCAAAAAGCCAAAUUUCCUCUUGUAGAAUGUGCUAAAUUUGGACGGAGUGGACGAGUGUACGCCCAUGAUAUUCUUCAACAAACAAGAUCGAUUCGAGGAGAUUUGCCGCGAAAUGUUGUUGAAUGACGACGGCGAGAAGAAGCGGCAACUCGAAAAGUUGCUGGGAGUGCAGCCGAAAACGCAGAAAGAAGGCGAGCAAAAAAAGCUCGUAAAUCCUGUUCGUUGCUUUGGCGGGCACUCAAAUUAUUUAAAUGUUUAAGACGGGUCUUGCAACGAACAUGAUUUACCAGCUGGAAACAUUCCAGUUUCUUUGA